GAGCAGCGCGGGACGCGCGGAGCACGCCGGGAAGGGCGCCGCCGCGCUGACGCGAGCGCGUGCGUGCGUGCGUCGCGCGGCGUCUGGCGCUACUGGCCGGUUCCCGCCAUCUGCCGCCGCGGCCCCCUCCCCCGCCUCCGCCUGCCGCGCCGGGACACGCCGGGCCGCAGGUUUUUAAAGUGAAGUACACUUACUACUGUUAGCUCUUUCUGUGAGAAAGUAUGGCUCCAUUAAAGGUGCAUGGACCUGUCCGGAUGCGCAGCAUGCAGACUGGGAUUACAAAAUGGAAAGAAGGGAGCUUUGAAAUUGUGGAGAAGGACAACAAAGUGAGUCUGGUGGUUCACUACAAUGUUGGAGGAAUUCCAAAGACAUUUCAGCUAAGCCAUAAUAUUAAAACUGUGACCUUACGACCAAAUGGUAGAAAACUGUGCUGUCUGAUGCUAACACUAAAGGAUACCAGCUUCCUGACAAUUGAUAAGGUACCAUUUAAAGAUGCAAAUGAAAUGCGGAUGUAUUUGGAUGCAGUCCAUCAAGACAGGGUUCAUACUGCUGGGAAACCCUCUCAGGGAUCUGGCAGCUUUGGAGGUGUGCUGGGCAGCAGGACCACACAGAAGGAAGCUAAUAGACAAUUCUCCUAUAUAGAAAACCAGACUCCUUCCAAAAGAGUGACUGUGGAAAGUAAGGAUGAAAAUCCAUUUCGAAAGGUGCUGGGAACCCCAGCUAGAACAUCUGUUAAGAAUUCCCCUGGAACUGGAACGCCUAGCAACAGGGUUAACAUUUCAGCAUCUCCUGCAUCAUCAGUCCCUCACAGAACAGGCUUGUUGGAGAAUCGUGAAAAGAGGAAAAGAACACAACCUCCUGGUUCAGAAAUGAGUGAAGAUUAUCCCAAAGAGAACGAUUCUUCAACGAAUAAUAAAGCCCUGAGUGAUCCAGCAUGGAAGUAUUUAAAUAGUAGCAGAGAGAAACAGUUGAACCUGAAGCAGGCAGAGGAAAAUAGGACAUCAGGUGUUUUACCACUGCAGUCAUCAUCCUUUUAUGGUAGUAGGUCCUCAUCAAAAGAGUACUCCACUGGCAGUUCCACCCUGGACAGGUCUAGCGUAUCCAGCCAGACUCCCUCAGCCAAAAGAAGCCUGGGAUUUCUUUCUCAGCCUGCACCUCUUUCUAUUAAAAAAAUGAGAUCUAAUCAAGAUUACACAGGGUGGAACAAACCCCGAGUGCCCCUUUCUACCCAUCCACAACAACAAUUACAAGGGUUUUCAAACUUGGGAAACACCUGCUAUAUGAAUGCCAUUUUACAGUCCUUAUUCUCAAUUCAGUCUUUCGCUAAUGAUUUGCUCAAGCAGGGUAUCCCAUGGAAAAAAAUUCCACUCAAUGCACUUAUCAGACGUUUUGCCCAUCUGCUUGCUAAAAAGGAUGUCUGCAGCCCUGAAGUUAAGAAAGAGCUACUGAAGAAGGUGAAAAGUGCCAUUUCGGCUACUGCAGAGAGAUUUUCUGGGUACAUGCAGAAUGAUGCACAUGAGUUCCUGAGCCAAUGUCUCGAUCAGCUGAAGGAGGACAUGGAAAAGUUAAACAAAACUUGGAAGAGUGAGCCAGUGCCUAAUGACGAUAGUUCACCAGGACGGGCUUCUGAUGACCUCUCAGCCACCAAAGUUUAUACUUGUCCGGUUAUCAGUAACUUAGAGUUUGAGGUUCAGCAUUCUAUCAUUUGUAAAAUGUGUGGUGAAACCGUCACUAAACGAGAACAGUUUAAUGACCUUUCCAUUGACCUUCCUCGAAGGAAGAAGUUACUUCCAUCUCGAUCGAUCCAGGAUUCCCUUGACCUCUUCUUUCGGGCAGAGGAGAUUGAGUAUUCCUGUGAGAAAUGCAAUGGAAAGUCUGCUGUUGUCACACACAAGUUCAAUAGGCUUCCCAGAGUCCUGAUACUUCAUCUGAAAAGAUACAGCUUCAAUGUAGCAUUGUCUCUUAAUCAUAAAGUUGGGCAGCAGGUGGUUAUUCCAAGAUACUUAACCCUGCUUUCACACUGUACAGAAAGCACUAGGCUGCCGCUGACGCUGGGAUGGAGUGCCCAUUCUGCAGUUUCCCGUCCAUUGAAAGCCUCCCAAAUGGUGAAUUCCUGUACUGUAAGCACUUCCACACCUUGUAGAAAAUACACAUUCAAGUCAAAGAGCUCUACAGCACUCUAUGUAGAUUCUGACAGUGAUGAUGAGCCAUUGAAACGCUCUGUUGCCCACAGUCAAAGGUUGUGUAACAUACAGAGUAGAGAUCAGCAGCAACUGCACGAAGAGCCGGAAAAGGUUUCAAAAAGAAGUAAAAUGGAGUGUGAUAAACCAGAGCUAGGAAGUACUGGUUUUGAUGGGAUGAGUGAAGAUGAGCUGCUAGCAGCUGUCUUAGAGAUUAGCAAAAGGGAAGCUUCUCUGUCUCUGAGCCGUGAUGAAGAUAAGCCCACAAGCAGCCCAGACACUGGUUUUGGAGAGGAUGAAAUUCCAGAAUUGCCAGAAAACCUGGAAUCUGUGGAGGUGGAGAAACCCAAAGCAGCAUUAGAAUCGGGUCCUGCCAAUUUCACUGAGAUAACUAAAGAUUUUGAUGAGAAUAAGGAAAACAAAACUCCGGAAGGCUCCCAGGGAGAGGUUGACUGGCUGCAGCAGUAUGAUAUGGAGAGAGAGAGGGAAGAACAAGAACUUCAGCAGGCACUGGCUCAGAGCCUUCAAGAACAAGAGGCGCGAGAACAAAAAGAGGAUGAUGACCUUAAACGAGCCACAGAAUUAAGUCUACAAGAGUUUAACAGCUCUCUCCUGGACAGCGUUGGCUCUGAUGAAGACUCUGGGAAUGAGGACGUUCUUGACAUGGAGUAUUCAGAAGCUGAAGCAGAAGAGCUUAAAAGAAAUGCUGAGACAGGAGAGCUUCCUCAUUCCUAUCGUCUCAUCAGCAUCGUCAGUCAUAUUGGAAGCACGUCAUCUUCAGGUCAUUAUAUCAGUGAUGUCUAUGAUAUCAAGAAGCAGUCCUGGUUCACCUAUAAUGACCUGGAAGUGUCUCGAACUCUAGAGGCCACUGUUCAGUGUGACAGAGACCGAAGUGGCUACAUCUUCUUCUACAUGCACAAGGAUAUCUUCGAUGAGUUACUAGAAACAGAAAAAAAUGCACAGCCACUUAGCAUGGAAGUAGGAAGAUCAAUUCGUCAGCCUCUGUGAAGAGUAAAACACCUUGUUCCUCCUGAGGAACAAGGAAGAUUCUGAACUUGUGCCAGACACAGGAGUAACAAACAGCUCAGGGCCAAAACAAGAGACAAAAGGUAGAAAUGCGGAACGCUCAGUUUGUUGAACCAUCUGUGCAAGUCUUGGGCCCGAACCACACUUUCAAACCUUGACAUCCCAGAGCGGUCCUCCUGUGGUGAAGUUUUUAUUGUUUCUCGAAUAAUUUUGUCAGCAUGGAGCCUUAAAGAGUUGCAUCAAGCCACAAGACUACAGCUGCUCAUAAACUGAUAAAACAAUAGUGCAAAAAGAGACUCGACUUUAAAAGCCCAUUCACCUGAGAGACAUGAGUGGGGAAGAUAUACAUAUCACUUGGCAUUUUUUUUUUUCUCCAAGAGCAAUUUAAGCAAUAGAUUCUGUAACCUGGCGUGUAUUGUGUUAGUAAUAUUCACUGGAAACCCAGAUCACUGAGUAUGCUAUUGCCAGUCAUCUCACUAACUGGCAUUUUGGAAUCACUCAAGCUGAUGCAUCUUGGCAUUCAUGGGUUUGUAAGUGCUCUGUUAUUUACAUGCAGUCCCAGGAAACAAACUGUCGGUGCUGUGGAAUGUAUUGCAUACCUGGUGGCAGCUCUGUCUUUUUUACACCAUUCACUGUCAUCCUCCUUUAGAAAUGAGAUUAUAUAUGUGAUUUCUUUUAUUUUAAAAGUUUUAUUAUUUGAUUGCAUCUUCUUCAUAGCAUUGUUGCAUAAAUACCAUUUAGAGAGGAGACCUCUCUUUCAGUGUGCAGUAUUUCACACAAGUUAUAUUGCUUAGGGCUGUUUUGAUUUAACUCUGACUGAAGGCGCUGGGGAGGUAGAUGAACACCUGGAGCAGAUUGUGAACAAUAACAGGAGGUGAACAACAGCCACUUUUUCAUCUUGCAUUCUGGGAGGAUGAGAGUGUUCUGGCAUUACCCUUUCUGUGUGUGCCUGGGCCAUCCUGAAAUGGGAACUGUGGAAAAAGGCUGGGUCUGCAGGGUGUUGCUUGGCACUUGAAUUGCUCUUUGAUUGAACCAUGGUCUUGCCUUGGCUGUCUCUUACCCAGGAGUUGGAGAUGGUUUUUACUGCACCUAUUUGUCCGCUGGGUUUUUUUUAAGGAGUACGGUGGGAGAAACUAAACCAGGUGGAAAGCUUUUGAAAAGCCCAUGUUCAACAUUAACAGAACACGAUUAGGGAGAGGCGUUACGUUUUAUCCUAUUUAGAGACAUGAUGCUCAUUUUAUAGCUUGUUUCAGCAGAGAAAAAAAAAAGCCUAGUGACUUACUUUUUUUAGCACCUUUGCACUUAUUUAGCAGGGCAGAUGUUUCCUUUAGCUGGCAUUUACUCAGUUCAGAGAAAUUGUUGCUACUAAGCAGAGUAGUUGCUGUUUGGGCCUCUAGUUCUGAUUUUUGCAGCUUGAGUUUUAGAGGUGAAAGACUUAUUUAAAAAAAAAAAGAGAGGAAAAAAAAAACACAUACAAACCUUUUUUGCUGUCAAGAUAAUUUUGGGGUUUUUUAAACUAUCAUUAGGAGUUUCUCAGGAAUAAAUCAACUGAAGCAAAGUAGACAGAACCACCAGUUUAGAAGACAGCAGGCACCUCUUUCAUGGGCGCUUCCACACUAGAGUUUAUCCCUAGCAGGCUGGCAUAGGGAUGCUUCCUCAGUGGCCUCUUCUUGCCUCUGUGCGCAGCAAUGAGCUACAGCCAUCGCCACCGAUAGUCCUGUGCAAGCAAAGUACUUUGGGGACCCUAGUGUGAUGAAAAGACCGACUGACCUUCCAGUCCACGUCUCGGAUGAGCCUGGUGGACCUGGUCAGAGUGACAUCUUUCUGGUUUCCAAGCUAGGAACGAACCUUUAGUUGUAAACAUGACAAAGCAUUUAUCUUGUAAGAUGCAGCCCAAGUGGGUAUAUAUGUUAAUUUAUUACAAAGCAUUAUACUUUUAUAUUGUCGAUGUUAAUUUUGGUAGAAUUCCGGGCGAUGGGAAGAGGAGGUGACGCAGGAAUCGCCCUUUGUUGAACUGAUCACCUCUGUCCCUGGAGAUGUGAUGGACUGCUCCGUCCAGAGGGCAAAGCCAUUUCUGCCAAGUGCAUCGUAUGCUAGUGCUGUAAACAACUAGUAUACUUACAGUAUCAGAAGUCAGUUCUGCUAUUUUGAGGGGCAAGGAUGUUUUUCAAGGCACUGCACUCGAGAUCAGUUAAUUUAUAAUAAAAACAACCAUUGCCCAAUAUUUCAGUGCACCAAUUUUUAUGUAAACCAGUUUUUGUUUGGAUCAAGGUGAGAAAGCUGAUGCUUGAAACCAUGCUUCCUUGCUUUAUGGAAACAAAGUUCGUGUUUAUUCUAGCCAUUAAGAAUUAGCAAAUGUCUGUUAAUUACUUUAAGCUUUUUUUGGCAGGUGGCAGCUCACUUGAACCCUCACCCCGGCAGGAGUGUCCGUGGGGUCUCUCUCGCUGAGACCAGCUUUCUCUCUGUCCAGGAGCAGUGAGGAGGAAAAGGGGUGUUUAGUUGUCCCGGGGUGUCCUGUAUGACAGCUCUCCCGUGCAGGAUGAUGGGUCUCUCAUGGUCUAUGGGAACAGCACACUAGGGUACUCCGUGCUAUGACUUUUGCACCACUCACGCUGUGUUGCAGUAGUAAAUUCGGUCGGGUUGGCCCUUUCAGGUGCCAUACCCGUACUGGAUUAUACGUAUCUGGAGAGAGAUGUUUACAGCCCCUUAACGCAUGCAGGCUGUUAGCGCUAGCUGUUGGGGCCUCCCGGCCCUUGCCGCAGCGGCAGCACAGAUGCCUUUGCUCUCAGGCCAGCCGGGAGGCGGAGGGGUCCUCAGGCGGCAGUGCGGCGGGACAGCUUGGGACCGUCUCUCUGAAGCAAUGGCGGUCUGAGAGGUGUGUCACAAACCAUUCUUUGGCUUUUCCUCAAACAUACAGAGCAGCGGUUAAACAUUUACCUGCUCCUGAAUCAGCUUAGUUCAGUCCAAGUGUGGCUCAGCAUACAAACACAAGGAGCUCCCAUCUUGCCUUCCUCUCUCCCCUUCAUCAUCUGACUGCGAUAAUUUGGUCUUGAUUUACUCCACUCUAACCAUUCUGAUGACUGUAAAAACAUUUGUAUCAAUGAACUGGAAGUUGUGCACGAGCCUCUGCCAAGCGUGGGGAAGGAGACUGUGCGGAGCCUUUGCAAAGCGAGGACCAGUUUCCCCCCUGGAGCCGCAGCCUGCGCUGGGGGGAGUAGGGAGAGCAGAGCAGGUUGUCGCCUGUAACCACGGUAUCACCUGCCACCGCCUUUUCAGCAUGGCACAGAUUAGCUAGAGGCUGCACAUUUCCCUCCAUGCCCCUUGCGGUCGAGGGGGCUGGACAGGGUGCCUGGCGCGGGCUGGGCAGCGGGGAGCAUGCGGCAUGGCUGAUGGCCCAGCCCUGUGCUUUCUGCCGCCCUUCUCCCCGGCUUUGGACAUCUGUGAGGAUCACUGUGCUUUGGCGGAGGACCUGGGGGGGGCUGGAAAGAGCUAGUCUGUUUUGUUUCAGUAGAGCUAAUUAUCCCUGUAAUCCACUGCCAAAGAGAGAAAAAGGGGUGCGGGACCCCUGGCAGCUACUGUCCGCUUAGCUCUGCUCCUUGACUCCAGCCUUACUUGGUGAAGCCGGGGGGUUUCCAGGUGUGUGCCUGUGGGUGAGGACCUGCUGCAAGGGUUACCACGUGCCUGGGUUGGUUUCUGCGCUCUGAGUGACUUUUGAAUUUGUUACACUGUUGAUAUGGAGCAGCACUUCUCUGUGUUUUAGCAGACGUAUUCCUCACUAUUCGUUACAGUUUUUGAUCUUGGGUUCCCCCCCCACCCCUUUUUAAAUGAUAUGUAGAUAGACUUUUGUGAAAUUAAAACCUCUUUAUUAACCCUC
Dromaius novaehollandiae (emu) is the source of this 7080-nucleotide messenger RNA. It is a transcript of the gene USP37, whose product is annotated as ubiquitin specific peptidase 37. The transcript is spliced from 24 exons. Gene Ontology annotation, cellular component: cytoplasm. Gene Ontology annotation, biological process: protein deubiquitination. Gene Ontology annotation, molecular function: cysteine-type deubiquitinase activity. The record is from RefSeq and is a predicted model, not a curated record. Lineage: Eukaryota; Metazoa; Chordata; Aves; Casuariiformes; Dromaiidae. The coding region runs from base 222 to 3188 and encodes 988 amino acids.